AUGCACCUGGGCUGCCAGUCGGAGUCCAGCCUUUCAACAAGGCAUGUGAGGCGCAAGUUGUUUGCGUCAGAGUCGGAGUUGGAUUGCCCCGUGUCCAGGAGCAUUGCAGAAGAAGAGACUGCCCGCAGCAGCUCCAACUUCGUGCGCGUGAAUAUGGCCGGCACUGUGUGUACAGGAUGGAGUGCUGCAGGCAAGGGCUUGCACUUUGCAGAUCCAUCUGAACGACCACAUGCGAUAUGGGCGAGUGAGCGUGUGGCUCGCGCUGAACAAGGGCUGGAAGAUUUCAUGAUCAGUGAAUGUACUCCCCGCUACCCAGUUCAGGAGAAGCUCUCUGCCUUGGAGAACACGCACGACGUCUUCAGCAUUGUGCUGUCUCCGAUGAUGCUUGGAUGGCCAGUCAGGCGCACGCGUGUGUUUACUUGUGCCUUGAAUCGUGAAACUAUGGCGUGGUUUGGACCUCCUGCGUCUGAGAUCUCUGCUCAUUUCAUGCAGUUCUUUGAAAGGAGCGUCGCAACAACCGGUGACAUUUGCUUGGCUGCUAAUGAUGCAGAAGUUCGUGCGUACUUGUGUGAAAUGGCACGGAAGCGAGGCUUUGAGUUGCCAGAGAACGUUCCUUUGGAGAAUGUGCAGUUGCAUCACAUCUACGCACCAGGCCAGAUGGUGCGACUUCAGUCCUACGAGCAGGAUCGUCAGCGUCAUCUGGCCGAGACGGUUGAGGUUGACCAUGCUGCAGUUGGUGCUCUCAGUGCUGUCGACGCUGGCCCUAGUGCAUGGUUUGCAGACCUGGAGCAGAAUCUGGGCCAAGGUGCAAGCACUCCUUCAGAGAUGCUGCCCUCGGCUCUGACUCAUGGAACUUUGCACGCUUGGUCAGCAAACAGGCCGGUGCUGCCAAUGGAACAGUUUCUGGCGCACGGGUUCAAUGUCUUUCCAGACAGAAGCAAAUGGAAACGUGCUUGCUUGAUGACGGAUGCUUUGUCCGAUUUUUCUUCCUGCCAGCAGAAGAAGCUCCUUGGCAACGGCUGGCAUUUGCCAGUGAUUGCUUCAUGGAUGUUCUAUAUCAUGGCGCACACUGUGAAGCUUGAUCGCUCGGUGAGCAUACAGCCUGAAAGAACCUUGCUCAGGAAGGGCGGCUCUAGCUUCUCUAUCGGCCAGGGAAGUUCAACGCCAGACCUGUCUCUGGCUGCAGAUUCCCAAGAUGCCUCGGUGCAGGAUGAGUAG
Molecule: messenger RNA, 1218 nt
Organism: Symbiodinium natans
Lineage: Eukaryota; Dinophyceae; Suessiales; Symbiodiniaceae
Source: the annotation of a GenBank genome assembly